AUGCGAGUGGGAAUAGGUGUGUUAAUCACCUAUGGGAUCGCGACAACAAACUCCUUGGACCUGUGGUGGUCUCAGACGGCCGACAACCUGGAGCCAAAGGAAAAGGUCACCCAGACCACUGAUGGUUGGUGGCCGUCAUGGGAAUGGCUUGAAAAUGAAAAGGGUGAAGGGAGUCCAAAAAAGGGCAAAAUCCCAGAAACCCGCCAAGAAAGUUCCAAGUCUUGGGGCUGGUUUCAAAGCGCCACCUUCCUCGAGAUGGUGUGGGGGCUUGGUUGGUUCUACAAGAUUGGGAUCAAGGUCUUCCUUAGGUUGGCGGACAGUAGUCUGACCUACUGUGGGACCCUAUGUGCCUCGCUCGGAUUCGCUGCACGCUGGAUGUACUGGCUCGCUGUGGCUGUAGUGGGUGUGUUCCUACUGCAGCUGGGAGUGUGGACUGUAACUUGGGUUCUGUUUCCAGUCCUCCGGCACUUCCUCGCUUUGUGGCGUUACCUUCGUGGUCAAGGCACUUGGCACGAUGUGGUCAGCCUCCAUGGGGUCGGAUCCUUUCGGCCAGAGUGGGUGGGUCCGAAUGUGGGUACACCUUGGACGGCGCAGUACGUGCAACAACAGGUGAGGGCGAGGAGUGAAAACCGAGAGCCCUUGGACCUCCUCGUGUCAGACGGGGCCGCAGUGGCGAGGCUUCGCCACGGAGCCCUCAGAGGACGCACCAAUCGACACGGAUACUUGGCAGUUUGCACGGAAGUGCACUCGAGCUCGCAUCGCUACUGGCGCAAUCAGCUGGAGGUGGCCAGUUGCAGGGUCCACUUGUGCUCUGCGUCUCCUUGCACUGCUCCGGAAGUUGCAGACGUGCAUGCCCCACUGAGCGCAGUAGUAGCUAGGACCGUUGAAGUUGACCUUCGUGAAGCAGCAGGUAAAGGACCCAUGGCGCGUUGCUGGACGGUGACCACGUUUUGGAGUUGCAUUACUUGCAGACUCCUUAGUUGGGCGUGCUGCUUUGGGUGCAGGGUCUGUCGCAGAAGGGGAUCGGUGGGUUGCCGGAGGCGAGCUUCUCGCCCAGGCGGCCCAGGACCCCAAGCCCAACGACACUUGCACGUCGACUCAGAGACUGAAUCUGAAGGAGGAGAAGAUGAUUACCCUUGCCAGGCUGAUCAGAUAGCCCUUGCGGCUGUGGAUAAUCAAGCUCAGAGCGAGCCCCUCUGCCUCGGUCCUUGCAAGGACGCGGCUAGGAAAACUCCCAUCAAACUCCUACAACCCGACGAGGCUGUCAGUUGUAGAGAUGAGUUGAAGGAAGAUGAAGAAGGGUAUCACUUCUAUGCAUGUGACAGACAUCGCGACAAGUAUGUCGUGUCAAGAGCCCUGAGAGGGUGUGCCGUCGAAGGUUGCAACUCGGCGGCGCGGGUUAUGCACCGAAAUGUCAAGUUAUGCAAACUCCAUGCCGCAAAGGAAGAAAAGCGUCCGCCACACGUGCCAAGAGCCACUUUGAAUACUGGAAAGGAGAGCUUGGAAAGUGAGGAGCCGCCGCCGAACAAAUCGACCCAGGAGUCAACCGUGGCGGCCGCUGAGCCAGUCAAGGAUGGCAAAGCGAGCCAGGUCCUCGCUGACUACGUCAGAAGCCGAAGCCAAGGGGGGAGUGACUCAGAAGCGAGAGCUGCCUGCGCUUGGGCACUGCUAUCAGACCAGGAUCUGUCUAACGUCCUGAAGACCACAGCUCAGCAAUAUCUCACACGUCUGCCAGCCACGUUUCCGGCGACUAGUCGAAAGGCGCUCGAAGAUCUGGCAAGACCGGCACUUGUGGAUCCUGUUCUUCAACUUGAAGUUGAUUUCCAAGGAGACGCUGGCAGGCACCUUCCGAGUCUCUCAGCCCCGAACGUCGUCAGAGAGGAGGAGUCUGAGGGCAGGCCUGAGGCGCGUUUCGCGCCCGGGCCAGCCCCGGGAGGACCUCCUGCUACGCCCAGCUGGGACCAUACCCAUGGGACCUCGGGAGCAGCCGCUUUCUUUCGGCCGAGAAAGCUGGUGAGCGGAGCCGCACAGGGGGCUUUAGCGACACUCGCCGCGGCACCACCGACGUUCGAUGGAGCGUCCUCCCUGGCCAUUUCAGCUCGACCUUGGAGGGCCGGUGCUUUUACGGACCCAGAACCCAGACCGGUCGAUGAUGCGACCAAAGCUUUGCAGACCAUCGCCAAGGCAGUGUUGAGCAAAGAUGAGGCCGCGGGUCAGGAAAGGGGAAAGGUCAGCAGCAUCGGAAAGACAGAAGAACGCCUAGUCUUCCUUGCUCGAGGCUGUGACGCCUUGACUGUGCCGGUGUGCGCGUCCACUGUCGGCAAAGAACUUUUCCACGCCCUCAAAACUGCAGGUUCACAAGGCCGCCCUCAGAUGCGGGCACUGCAGUUCCCAGUCAACGUCAACAAUCGAAUUGCCUUUGGGAUCGCAUCUAUGAACAUAGGUGGGAAGGAGGUCAAGUCCUUACCGGAAUUUAGUCUCUCAGCCGCGGAUUUCCCAUUGACGACAGAGGCAGACUUCGACACCUUUGCUCCGCCGACGGAUUUCAAGCUUGAGAAAAGACCCAGGGGACCGAUUACCCUCACUGCCUGGUUCAGAUGCGCCUUGAGAAUGGCCUGGGCCCUUUCGUGCGCGUAUGGGACUGAACACUACCCGCAAUGGGAAGCAGCUGCAACCAAGCUCCUUCGUUUGGGAGAAGAAGUUGGAUAUGCCUGGCCUCUUCAAUGGAUCGCCAAUGUCUGGGAAGAACUUUGGAGCCGAUACGUGGAAGAGUUGAAACAGCUUGAUCGAGACCUCCGGCGACAAAUGGGGGAAGAAGCACCUUCGUUCGAAAGGAUCAGGUUCUUCGCUACGGCUCCCGAUGUGGAAGGCAACCCGUGGCUAAGACUGCCCCAGACGUUCGACCUGGACUCAGACAGUGAAUUUUUCCACACUGACAUCUUGCCCCGGCACAACCGUAUGCUCUCAAGGACUUGCUGGCAGCAAGCCCUAAAAGCCUCCAGCCUCGGCCUGACACCAGCAGAAGGGGGUCGAGCAGGCGGAGAACCAGAUCCCAGGGCGGGUAAGCCGGCAAAGGGAGAGACAACCGCGCUCCUCGGUCCACCGCUGACCACCAAAGAGGCCUCUCGGUCACUUGACCAUCGUCCCAAAUGUAGGGAAACAGGAAAGUAUUACUGUUGGGAUUUCAUCAGUCACAGAGGUUGCAAGCAGGGCAACGGGUGCCCGCACCAACAUCCCAAAGCUGGCAAAAUUCCCAAAUGGGACACUUUCGACUGGUCCAUUCAGAUGCAGCUGCUUCGCCGCGGCGGGCUCCGAAGCAACAAAAAGCUAAGCCCACUGGAGGUUGAGGCAGCCAUUGUGGAGCUCCGCAACAGUGUCACUGCCAAGUCGGCCGAGAAUGUGGCCGAGGGGAAGGCACAAGCCAAGCCAUCUCCAGCUGGAAAGGACAAAGACAGGAAAGGAGCGAAGCCUACCAACACUGCGCCUGCCGCGAAAGUAGGCCAGGCACCACCGCAGCCACCUGAGGAGCUCCUUCAAUUCGCCCCGACCGACGCGGAAGCGGAACUCGCUGCGUGGACCAAGGGGGCCGAUCACACCUGGUACCAGGAUCGGUCGCCUCCGGCAAUUGCCGAAAUUGGGCCAGACAUCCGCGAAGCAACCAUGGCCAAACCUGAGGCGCGUCAUCGCGCCCAGGUUAUGGCCCAAGUCGAAAAUGUCGGGAUUCCAGCCUUCCCGCAGCUCCUUGGAACGUACGUCAGGGGCUGCCUCCUGCGUGAAAAAGAGCAGAAUCCUACUUGUGACCUGACGGCCAGUCAUGUCACUGCUGCCCUUGAAGCGGCUAGGGACCAGGGGGGUCCUGAACUUGCUGCUCAAGCCGCAGACGCCCUGAGCACCUACGGGGAUUACGGCAAGGUCGGCAGCACCGCACCAGCGACCCUCAGCCCUGUCAGUUGGGACGGAUUGAUCGGGUAUGGAACGCUUGAGUGGCAGUAUGGCACCUGGCAGACCAUUGAUUUCGGAGACGAGCUGUCGCUGCCCGCAGACUUCGUUCCGCAGCUUGCCGGCGCUGAGCCAAACGCCUCCGACGCUCCGGAACCCAAGCAGUGCCUUCUCCUUCACAGCUGCGCUGGAGUGCUCCUCGCAGAAACGGGCAUAGUGCCCGAGCCAGAGGCUGUCGAGACGUUGGCAACGUCGGUGCGACAACGACUACACGGACAGGCACACGAAGCCCAAGCUGCAUUGGGGCCCACGCCCGACGAACUGUCACGCGCAGAAGCUGAUCUUCGCAUUUAUGCACAUGACCUGCUGCAUUGGGGGCACGACAAGGACUAUCGGUGCCUCGCGGCGUUCCCAGACCCGAUCUUUGCACCUUAUGCCCUUGCUAUUGUCCGAGUUGACCACCGUGGCGGCACUGCCCUCGAGGUCCUGGUUGGCGCCAACCACGAUUCCAGCCCGGAAUCCACCGUCUGGCUCCUUGUUUCGCAGGGCCAUAUGCGCCUGCUCCAUCCGCCGCGCCCUUUUGUCUGGCCUGCGACAGCGCGUCAAAUCCAGGCGGUCGGCUGGGAGCCCCACUUGGAAGCAGCUGGCUGCCCCGAGGCUUGGUAUCGAGCCCGGGACGUCCUUCGCUGUCACAUUUGUCAGCCCAAAUAUCCGCCGGAACGUCGCUCGGGGUGGGGCAUCAGUGUGUUUGGGCUCAGUCCGUUGGCACCCCCAGACAGCUUCGCGCCCAAGAUCGGGCAGACGCUAGACCCUCCAUCGGCUUGUGCCCAACUGGCAAUUACCCCACCCGCGGACGGACCUUGGCUCUUGUGCAUCGGGCCCGACGUUGCCGCGCUUGCUGCACGCCUCGCUCUCACUGGUCUUCAGACCAUUUCAGUCAGUGACCACGCCUUCGACCAGCUCUUAAAUUCCUUGUCGGUUCUUGAGCACCUGGUUGCCCUCCCGGGAUGUGUUGGCCUUUGGCUCGAUCUUGGCGUCGGGAGCGCCAGCUGGCGCGCUGCUUUGCUCCGCUCGGUGCCCCAAUCUGUCCUGGCUGCUCUGCUGAUCACUGCUCCGCUGGGGCUUGCUGUUCGCGAACUUGCCCCGCACGUCUCCCCGGUGCGGGUGCCGCCUGCUUGGCUGCCGCAACGCGGCCCUCUGUGGCUUUACUCUCAGCACCCAGUGGUCCUGGCUUGCGCACCAGACCUCCCAGGGGACUUGCCCUCGUUCGUGGCUGCCCUCUUUCGCCCUGAGGCGCGCUUCGCGCCCGGGGCCUGUAGACAAUACUUCGAUUUCGUGAGUUCGACUCCCUACUCCCGUGGGGCCCUGGGCCACGCCGCUACCUUGGGCAGUGCCCUGCUCGAAGCUACCAAUGGUUGGAAAGCGGCCACGCAGAUUUUGCGUAAGGAAGGCCAGCAGAAGAGAGGGGACCACUUCGCUGGCCUCCAUGAAGCUUACCUGGAACCCCUGGUCCACCCUUCACUGCUCGAGGAGGCCCGACGCACUGCUAAGCAUGGCGUUGAGGUCAGAGCUCAUAUGCAGGAAGGAGAGCGAGUUCGGGCAAACCCCCAUCCCAGCCUGAAAGGUCAUCUGGACGAGGCUGCAGAGCAAAUUUGGCAUGAUGCUCAGAAAGGAAGGGUCCUCAUCGUCGUGGACCAGGGGCAAGAUGGCCUCAGAGGUGUAGUCUCCGCGCCCUUGGCAAGAGUCCCAAAGUACAACCCAGACAGAACUGUGAGCAGCAAGGGAAGAGUGAUUUGGGACGCCACGGCCGUGAACAAAGUUUGCACCAAGGAGGACCACCCCCCAGCUCUUCAGCCUUGCCAUUCUGAAUUGGCCAGGUUGCUCCUUUGGUGGGCCUCCCGAUACCCCGCUCUCCCCAUUUUGCUUUCCAAGAAGGACGUCGCUGAAGCGUUCAAAUGGAUACCUGUGUCUGACGACGAUGUCAGGCUGUUUGCCGCUGACCUCGGAGGAAAGGAUUUUGGACAUCCAGGGAGCACUAUAGUGCUGGUGUACAACGUCCUCACCUUUGGAUGGAGAGGAGCGCCGGGCCAGUUUAUGCUUUUUGCCUGGACAAUCAAGUCUGCCUUCCACAGCCUGAAGCCCAACGACCCAGAGUGGAAUGACGCCACGCCCUUCAGAAGCCUGGUACUUAUGGAUGACACCAUCAUCUGCGAACCAGACAUAGGGCUUCGCCCGCACUACGCGGUGACGGCUGUCGAAGAGCUCACACGGCGAGUGUUGGGCCCGGAGGCAAUCAAUCCCGCCAAGGAUGCAGAAGAAGGAGGGCUGACAAGUUCCAAGCUCAUCUGGGGCCUGCUCUAUGAUACUGAACAAGGCACGCGCACUCUCCCUCCAGUGAAAUUAGAAAAGGCGAGCCACCUGCUGCGCCUGGCGGAGUUCGACCCGGGGAACACCAAGGUCCCAUUGCGCUUGCUUCAGGAACUCAGAGGAAACCAGCAAUUUUGGAUAGCGGCCAUGCCGGCCUUGGCACCUCUUCUUUCUGCUACCAAUGCAUUACUGGGUCCUGCAGACAGCGAUGGGUACGCACGUCCCAAGGGCUCUCCCGCAGCCCAGGCUCGUGCCUGGCAAAGGUUUUGGGAAGCCGUGGAGGUUCAGAGGCUGCUUGUCGAAAUGAAAAGCGAAUGGACCACUGUGUUCACGCACCCGCUGGUGGAAGCUUUGUCCCUUCAGGAAGUCCUGGCCCUCCCGGGCCAGGCCAAGCAAGUAAUCUGGGCAUCUGGAGACGCCACCUUGGAAACCAUCGGAGCCGUGGAUUGGACCAACAGGGCCGCCUUCUCACUCAAAAUUGCGGAAUUGGAGGGCCCCUUGAGGACCUUCGUUGAGACUUCGAAGGACGAAGACCCACAGGAAGCCAAGGGAGAGGGCAGUCCCGAAGAAGAGAUUCUGAUCGUGGCCGUGACUGAACUCCUUGCUCUCGUCGCUCUGGCCUCCUCUCAGCGUGAAAAGUGGAGGGGGAAAGUGGUGAUUUAUGCAGGAGACAAUCAGGUCGUCAGGAGCUGGGUGCAGAAAAGGACGGCCCCCAGGGCCAUCGCCGCCUAUUUGCUCCAACUUCUGUCCGUUUUGGAAAGUGUUUAUGGUUUCCGAGUCUACACGGCGUACAUCCGCACUUACCACAACCGCACUGCUGAUGAUCUCACCCGCCUGGACCCCCACUUGGUCUUCCAAAGGGAAGGCCUGCAAUCGGCGCUCGAACGGGUGCCCGCGGGGCUCGCCAUGGCGCUGUUGGACAAGGUCUGUUUGGAGUGGGACUGCGACUAUGGGGCCUACAGCGCGGCCGUGCUGUCCCUCGGAGCGGUCGUCUACGCCAGCCACUCUGGUCGAGGGCACUGGCGCACCCCGGUCGAUGAAUGGGAUGGCCAGCCGGUUGACCUCCUGUUCGGACGCGUUGGCCCGAGAACCACUAGCGCGCAAGAGCUGGCCCGAGGCGCGUCUCGCGCCCGGGCCAAGGAGGUUUGGGCCGACACGCCGACUGAAAAAGAAGCAAAGGAAUGUGUCCAGGGGUUGGAAGCUCUGGGGUAUCAGACUCUCGUCAAAUGUGUGGCAGGCAGAACGCUGGAGGACCAGAUUUGGUGGAGGCGGUGGGUUGUUUGCGGGAAAAAGGGAGGGGCUGCGCGUGAGCCGCCCUGCCUUUCCGCGGAUGAAGAACCCCAGACCCCAGCCAAAGCUUACUAUGACCUGACUUGGCUGCAGCCUGACAAGCAGAUCCCGACCGACGCCUGGGUGUCGUGUGAAGUCAACCUUGACAGUGGCAUGCCACAUCUGGGGGCAACCUCGCCCCGACCUGCCGGCCAUUUCAAGCUAAAUGGCAAAAGGGCACUCCUGUGGGAGCCGCACCGCCCGUUGCCUUCCCUGCACCAACAUUCAUGCGCGGAAGGGAGACCAGACGCCCUGUUUCUCCUCGGCACAAGCACAAAAGGGCCAAGUCCCAGGCGCCUGAUGCCUGUGGAGGUGCAACGCCUGUGGGGUGUGAAGUCAGAAAGGUCAACCCUGUCCGACCAGGACGAAGCCGCCAAGCACGCGCUGCUCGAACCACCCACGGGGCUGGCUAAGUUAGCUGGGCUUUGG
This is a messenger RNA of Cladocopium goreaui, 8064 nucleotides long. The record is from the annotation of a GenBank genome assembly. Lineage: Eukaryota; Dinophyceae; Suessiales; Symbiodiniaceae.